CAAGAACCAAGAUUAUUCCGAGGUAACCAACGCUCGAUCUUUACUUACCCUACCUCCGGCGAGGAUCGGCAGAGGAUCGAUCGAUGGAGGGGAGCAGUAAUAGCCCGGAUAGGCAGUCGUCCGGCGGCAGCCCGGAGGAGCGCGGCGGCGGAAGCGGAGGAGGAGGAGGGCGUGGGACGGGGGAGCCGGUGCGGUCGCGGUGGACGCCCAAACCGGAGCAGAUACUGAUCCUGGAGUCCAUCUUCAACAGCGGCAUGGUCAACCCGCCCAAGGACGAGACCGUCCGCAUCCGCAAGCUGCUCGAGCGAUUCGGCGCCGUCGGCGACGCCAACGUCUUCUACUGGUUCCAGAACCGCCGCUCGCGCUCGCGCCGCCGCCAGCGCCAGAUGCAGGCGGCCGCUGCCGCCGCAGCUGCGGCGGCAUCUUCGCCUUCCCCCUCCGCCAAUACUACCUCUCCCGCAGCCGCGAGCGCCGCCGUGGCGGGCCUCCCGUCCGGCGCCGUCCACACCAUGGCCAUGGGUGGGAGCGCGUGCCAGUACGAGCAGCAGGCUAGCUCGUCGUCGUCGUCGGGAAGCACCGGGGGGUCGUCGCUGGGGCUCUUCGCGCACGGGCCGGGGGCGUCUGGCUCGGGAGGCGGGUACCUGCAGGCGUCGUGCGGCGCUUCCGCGUCGUCGGCGCCGCUGGCGCCCGGGCUGAUGGGGGACGUGGACAGCGGAGGCAGUGACGACCUCUUCGCCAUCUCGAGGCAGAUGGGGUUCGUUGGGAGCCCCCGCUGCUCUCCGGCCUCGCCGGCGACUCCAGGCUCCACGGCCGCCGCCGCGCAGCAGCAGUUCUACUCUUGUCAAUUACCUCCAGCGACGAUCACGGUGUUCAUCAAUGGAGUCCCAAUGGAGGUCCCAAGGGGUCCAAUAGACUUGCGAGCCAUGUUCGGCCAGGAUGUGAUGCUCGUCCACUCUACUGGGGCCCUCCUCCCAGUCAACGACUAUGGAAUCCUAAUGCAGAGCCUGCAAAUGGGAGAGAGCUACUUUCUGAUCGCCAGGCCAACUUAAAACCGCCCUCCUUGCAGUAGAUAGUCAGAUAUAUAUAUGUCUACUCGAUCGAUACUCAUUGGAUCAGAUGCAUGAGCCGGCCGGGUGCAGUUCUCCAUCAGCAAUCAAGAAUGUUAUCUUGGAUUGAAGACCAUGGAUCGAGUACGUCUAUAUAUAUCGAUCGAUUGAUCGCCUAUAUCGAGAACAAUGCUCUAAAUAUAUUAGCUAGGUACGAGAAGCAGUAUAUGUAUUGCAGCGUCGAUCAACAAGUACAACAACUACUUACUUAUAUCUAUAGGAACUCGUCGCUGUGGUCGAGUUCCUCAUUAGAAUACGGAUUACCAUAUGGUCGCGUCUCUCUUCUCAUCAUUUCCAUAAUUCCAUUACAAUAAUAUAUAUGUAUGCAUGCAUGCCUGCCCUUGGCAGUCGAGCUAUAUAUAUUCUUUUAUUUGAGCUAGCCAUAGAUG
Messenger RNA from Oryza brachyantha (malo sina), 1495 nucleotides. RefSeq names its product WUSCHEL-related homeobox 6. NCBI's taxonomy places the organism in Eukaryota, Viridiplantae, Streptophyta, Magnoliopsida, Poales, Poaceae. The record is from RefSeq and is a predicted model, not a curated record. The transcript has 3 exons. The coding region runs from base 84 to 1049 and encodes 321 amino acids. Gene Ontology annotation, biological process: adventitious root development. Gene Ontology annotation, molecular function: DNA-binding transcription factor activity; DNA binding.